GUAUAUUCUUGGGGUUGUAAUAAAUACGGCCAAGUAGGAAAUGGAUCGUAUGAUCAAGUUGUCACGCCUACUUUAAUAAACAUGCCUACUUUAAAAGACGAUGUGGACAGGAAGCGUGUCGUCGAUAUCGCGUGUGGGAGUUAUCAUUCUGUUGCGUUGACGGAGUCUGGUGAGGUAUAUGCUUGGGGAGUAAAUGAUUAUAGAAUACAAGAGAAGAGUAGUGAUAUCACCAUGGAUCAGGCUACAUUAAAUACACCUAAGCAAGUUACCACCAUCUUUAAUAGAAAGAAGAUUGUUUACAUUUCCUGCGGUACGACCUUCACCAUGGCAGUCACUGAAAAUGGUGAGGUGUAUAGUUGGGGUGAAAACAAUGUUGGCCAGUUGGGAAUAGGCAAUUACGAAAACCAAACGAUGCCAAUGGAAAUCAGUUCACUGAAAGGCACUGUGAUAGUCAAAGUGGCUUGCGGAU
This is a messenger RNA of Mycetomoellerius zeteki, 469 nucleotides long. RefSeq names its product RCC1 and BTB domain-containing protein 1. The annotation marks the transcript as partial. The record is from RefSeq and is a predicted model, not a curated record. Lineage: Eukaryota; Metazoa; Arthropoda; Insecta; Hymenoptera; Formicidae. The transcript has 3 exons.